AUGUCGGCGAGAGGUCCUGAGAACCCUUCGAAGCGGGUCUUGUACGAGGAGGGCGGCGGAAACGUUUUCGGAGACCCUGAGGAUGAAUCUGACGAAGAGGAUGAGGUGGAUGACGAGGAGCUGGAGUCAGGAUGGAACGGUGGCCUUUUUACUGAGGACAACAUCAAGUUUUUUCGAAACCGAAUGCAAGAUGCUGUUUUACCCUCAGGCAUUACUCGACUUCCUUCAAAUCUUGGCAAAUCAAAACACGGUAAACUGAAAGCGGCCCAAUGGCACAGCUUGUUUGCUUAUGUCAUCCCUCUGAUCGUACUGGAAGUUUUCGUGACUGAUGUUGAAAACAUCCCCGUGGAUUCAAACCGAGGGAAAAUUUUAUUGAACAUAUCCGAUUUAUCGGAAAUGGACAAAACAAUUUCCCGUCGCUUCGGUCAGCUCCAAAGACUGAUGGCGGAUCAUCCAAUCUCCGUCGACACUGAAAGUCUCGAGGAAGGCGUGGAAAUCUUCAAAACAAAGCGUAAUGAGAUCGAGCUGAAAGACAACGAUUACGAGGCGCUACUGGCGUUAAUUAGGGUGACCAUGCCAGACGCUCGUCACCAUCGGGAACUUCCCCAUCCUCCAAUGGCUCGAGUACUACAUUCUUACGCAACACCUCAACCUUCUUGGAAAGUAUCCCAGUAUGUAUCGGUGUCUGUGCUCAAACCAAACAACUGCAUCAAGUAUAAAGAAGGGGGUCAAGUCCUCGACUCCUCCGUAUUUGUAUCACCCACGAAAGUCACUGCCGUGGCUGCUUACCGGCUUUUACCAAAUGACACUUGGGGUAUACCAGAAGGAGGUAUUAUCUUACGCCCGUGUGAUCACAAGUCCGUGCUUGAAGAAUAG
Melampsora larici-populina 98AG31 is the source of this 876-nucleotide messenger RNA. RefSeq lists its product as uncharacterized. Bases 1 to 876 code for a protein of 291 amino acids. The record is from RefSeq and is a predicted model, not a curated record. NCBI's taxonomy places the organism in Eukaryota, Fungi, Basidiomycota, Pucciniomycetes, Pucciniales, Melampsoraceae. The transcript has 3 exons.